Brassica napus (rape) is the source of this 1389-nucleotide messenger RNA. RefSeq names its product fasciclin-like arabinogalactan protein 21. The record is from RefSeq and is a predicted model, not a curated record. The transcript has a single exon. The coding region runs from base 87 to 1145 and encodes 352 amino acids. Lineage: Eukaryota; Viridiplantae; Streptophyta; Magnoliopsida; Brassicales; Brassicaceae.
AUUGAUGAACUCAUCUGUUAAACCCUAUCUUCCCUCCAAGAAACCAUUUCUUUGACGAGCUCUAUCUCCUUCUCCAAGUCUCUGAGAUGGGUUGCUGUUGUUCAUUGGAUUGCUUUGUCUACUUCGUCCUCUCUAUUGCUCUAGCUUUCAUGGCCGUCUCCACCACUCUACCUCCACCUCCAGAUUCCAACAUCACAAAACCUAACGUCAGACCCCUUUCUCAUCGUGAUCCUCUCUCUUUAAACGCUUCACAAGCUUUACGUCAAUCCAACUUCAAAGCAAUCUCCACUCUCCUCCACAUCUCCCCUGAGAUCUUCCUCUCUUCUUCUUCUCCCAACACCACCCUAUUCGCUAUUGACGACUCUUCCUUGUUCAACACGUCAUCUCUCCCUCCUCUGUUUCUGAAACAGCUUCUUCAGUAUCACACGCUCCCGCUAAGGCUUCCGAUGAAGGACCUCUUAGAGAAGCCUCAAGGAACCUGUCUCCCUACCCUUCUCCGUCACAAGAGCGUCCAGAUCUCCACCGUUGACAAAGAAUCAAGAACCGCAGAAGUUAAUCAUGUCAUGAUCUCACAUCCGGACAUGUUUCUUGGAGAUUCUUUGGUUAUUCACGGAGUUCUUGGACCCUUCUCACCUCUUCAACCUCACAUGGAUCAUAUCCCCCAUUCAUCUUUAUGUCAAUCUGAUACAAACAAAACCAUUCUAGAAGAAGAAGAAGAAGCUGUCCCGGUUAAGAUAGACUGGACUCGGAUCAUUCAGCUGCUAAGUUCAAACGGGUUUGUGCCAUUUGCAAUCGGAUUGCACUCUGUUCUCAACAGGAUCAUCGCAGAUCAACACAAGAACUUGACCGGAAUAACCAUUCUAGCUACACCGAGUCUGGUCUCACUGUCAUCUGCCUCUCCGUUGCUCUAUGAAGUCAUGAGACGUCACAUUAUUGCUCAACGGCUAACCAACAAAGAAGUCGCUUCAAUGCCUGAUAAAGCGUUACUCAAGACACUGGAUCCUUACCAAGAUCUCAUAAUCACCAGAACAAGUGUAGUUAACUCAUCAUCACAGCGUUUGAUGAUCUCUGGAGUAGAGAUUGUAGCUCCAGAUAUGUUCUCUUCUUCCAACUUUGUAAUCCAUGGGAUAUCUCACACACUCUAAAGAUCCCACGUGCAUAAUUCACCAUGUCUCUUGUUGUUUCCCUUGUAAAUAAAUAGAGACAUCCAUGUAUUAAUUCACCAUCUGUUUGCUAUUUUUUAGAUCAUCCUUAGUCUCUUUUUAUUUUUGGUAAGCUAUAUCAUCCUUAGUCUUGACAUCACAAACUUGGAUCUCUUGUCUCAGGUUUGUAGAUCCAAGUUUACAUGUAUAAAAUUUUAUGAUGAAAAAUAUAAAUUUAUUUUAUUCA